AUGCUCAAGAGCGAGACGGCGUGGAGCGAAAUCUUUCUCGAAAUCCACACGACCCUGUUGAGCAACACCAGGAUCGUUUUCCUGCCACCGAACACCACCACGUUCACCCAACCCCUUAACCAGGGGAUCAUCGCCACCGCCAAGGCCCGCUACCGCCAGCACUGGUUGCGGGCCUUCAUGGCUUUGUGGGCGGCGGAGGGUGCCACAAGCGACGCUGCGCGGUUUCGCCCGAACCUGCGCGACGUGCAUGCGUGGCUCGCGGACGUGUGGAUGAGCGUCGGUCCGCGCACCAUCCAGCGGUGCUGGUGGCGCACGGGAUGCCUCCCGCAUUCAUGGGCCAUGGAGCUGCCGCAUGUGCACAUUGACGAGCCUACCCCGUCAGCCUUUCCCGAGAUCGAGCUCAAAGAUGAGAUUGGCAACGUCGGGAAUCUCAUUUCGGGCCUCGGCCUCGGGCCAAGCGCGAUGCCGGCUGCUGAGUACGUCGCCAUCGACGACGGUCAGCCAACGUGCGCUGAGACUACCGAGCACCCGCUGGCGAGAGGGCCUGGUGCAAACUUGGUGGUGGAAAUGUGGGAGGCGCCCACCACCAUGCAAGCCGUGUACGAUGACUCCGACCCCGUAGGCCGUGAUGCGCGGCGUACGGCACGGGCGGCAUGCGAGAUGCUGAUAGAGGAGGGGGAGGAGGAGCUGCAGCUAUCCCAGGAGAUGAGGCACGCACUGUGGCUGCUGCAGCUGCUCUCAUUUCGACUCAUCUUGCAGCACCCGCUGCUCUCCUCUGCUCCCACCUUCACGCCCUGCUGUGCCUCCAAAACCUGA
Messenger RNA from Closterium sp. Yama58-4, 816 nucleotides. The record is from the annotation of a GenBank genome assembly. NCBI's taxonomy places the organism in Eukaryota, Viridiplantae, Streptophyta, Zygnematophyceae, Desmidiales, Closteriaceae.